CCCAGCUUCGGCCACAUCAUCCGAUAGAUCCACCGGCAUAGCCGUCAAAGUUGCGCCCCUCUCGCCCCCAAUAGAGCCAAAGCUUCGUACUCCAAGCCGGUUUUGGAGACUUUCCCAUGGGGUAGGUAUUAUCAUGACAUAUAAAAUGUCCAACCCUUGGAUUCGACAGCUCUGUAUUCAAGCCGUAAAACAAGAGUUUCACUGGACAGGGGCAACUUAUUACCAAUCAUCCACCUCCGACCAAUUAGCAAAAUGCGUAUUACCGAGCUUGCCGUCUUUACCUACAAGGCCAAUUACAACUAUGGCACCUAUACUAUGUCAGGAGGACGAGUCAAUGAUGGCGAGCCGUCUCUUGUGAUCCGUAUCCGUACCGACAGCGGCAUCGAAGGAUGGGCUGAAAAUGCCCCGUUAGGUAGUGACUAUCUACCGAGUUCGUUCACUGGCGAGCUCGCUGCCUUGAAGGAGCUUGGUCCGAAGAUUUUGGGGCUUGACCCUCGGUCACCUGCAGCUAUUAGUGCAAUGCUCGAUCGCGCAAUGAUGUCAGGCAUUGCUGCGAAAUCGAUUAUCGAUAUGGCCUGCUGGGAUAUCCUAGGAAAAUCGGUGGGGCUACCAACUCACGUUCUGCUUGGUGGCUGCCUUACAAAGGCGCCGUCAGCCUUUUGUGUUAUUGGAUUUGGAGAGCCUUCGGUUGCUGUUACGAAGGCAUUGGCUGAAGCAGAGAAAGGUGUGGUUGCAAUGCAAUUGAAGGUCGGGGAUGAUCCUCUGGAGGAUGCCCGGCGGAUACGUGCGAUUCGUGAAGCACUGCCCGAACAUAUCAAGCUCUUCCCGGAUGCAAACGCCGGAUGGUCCCUUGAACAGGCCUUGACAUACUGCCGAGCACUGGGGCAACAUGACCUACCCCUGAUGCCUUUGGAACAACCAUGCCGAACGCUAGCGGCUUCUGCUGAGGUCGGUCGGCGAACUGGGGUGCCAAUUAUUCUCGAUGAGUGCAUUUUCACUAUGGCCGAUCUAGCAGCGGCCCACGCAGCGGGUAUCACGGGAGUCAACAUUAAAAUUUCGCGCGUCGGCGGUUUUACGAAGGCCCGAGUCCUGCGUGACGCCGCGGUUGGUCUUGACAUGAUGGUUACUAUUGACGAUAGUUGGGGAUGCGCGCUUACGACUGCGCAGAAUCUUCAAAUGGCCGCGUCUACUCGACCUGAUAGACUCCGCGCUGUUGACUGCUAUGCAGAGUGGACAAACCCAAUGAUUGCAGAUGCGCCUCGGAUGCAGAAGUCUAAUGGUGGCGUUGUCCCUCUAGAGAUCCCUGGGAAUGGGUUUGGGAGUGUAGAUAUCAGCUUCUUAGGGGAGCCCAUAUUCAACAUCACAGCAUAGUCUGAUUCCCGGGUGUUCUAAGCACAGGUUGGACGAUGCCAAGGCCCUUGCUCAAUUUAACUCAUCUUGAAAGUAUUAAAUUCCUACUCCCACCUUAAACGCUGCUCUUCAUGCUCUGAAGUUUUUGAAUCGUG
Messenger RNA from Aspergillus caelatus, 1505 nucleotides. RefSeq names its product mandelate racemase/muconate lactonizing enzyme family protein. The coding region runs from base 253 to 1371 and encodes 372 amino acids. The transcript has 2 exons. Lineage: Eukaryota; Fungi; Ascomycota; Eurotiomycetes; Eurotiales; Aspergillaceae. The record is from RefSeq and is a predicted model, not a curated record.